AUGAAUGAUAAUAAUGAAAUGGAUAUUUUUUAUUCUAAAUUGCAAACAUAUAUCGAUAGUCUGGAUAUAAAAAAGCGAAAUAAAUAUACAAUCAAAAAUGAUAUGUGUUUAGAUAUUUUAAGUGUACUUAAAGAAGAAAAUAAUAAUGUAUCAGCAAAAUUCAAAUUUUGGGCUAAACAAACAUUUCGACUUGUUAAAAUAGGUUCAACAGAUUUUGUUUAUGUUAAAAAACAUAAUUUGCCACUAGUUACACAUGAACAAAUAUAUUAUAGAGUUGUUGAUUGUCAUGUUGCUGUCGGUCACUCUGGAAGAGACAAAACUUGGGCAGAAAUUAAACGUCUUUAUGCUGGUAUUCCUCAUCAAGCCAUAUGUAUUUACAUCAACAUGUGUGAUACAUGUCAGACACGUCGCUCAUUUCCAACACCGAUUAGCGGAAAACCUAUUGUUUCAUUAGGAUUUUUAACACGUCUUCAAGUAGACCUAAUCGAUAUGCGAAGUGUGUCAUAUAACAACUAUAAUUUUAUUAUGCACGCUAAAGAUCAUUUUACCAAAUUCAGUUGGCUAUAUGCUUUACCAUCUAAAGAAGCUAUUAAUGUAGCUAAUAAUUUACGUAACAUCUUUUACACAUUCGGACCACCAAAAAUUUUACAAAGUGACAACGGCAAAGAAUUUGUCGCAAAAAUUAUUUUAGAUCUAAAAUUAAAUUGGCCCGAUUUAAUAAUCAUUAAUGGACGUCCACGACACCCUCAAAGUCAGGGUCUCGUGGAACGAUCCAAUGCAGUAGUUCAACAUAUGAUCGGAAAAUGGUUAGAAAAAAAUAAAACAUCUAAUUGGCCUGAUGCUUUAGGACCAGUUAUGCUAGCUAUUAAUAAUUCUAUUUCACAAAGUACAAAAAAAAGUCCAUACGAAAUGGUUUUUGGUCAAACUCUACGUAUUGAUCAUGAUUUCUGGGAAGAAAUACAAAAACAAUCAAAAAAUUCUAUUAUUAUUAAUGAAGAAGAAAUUGAUGAAUCAAUUAUUAAUGAAUUUAAUUUAUUUAAUGAACCAUUAGCUACAAAAAAUUCGACGUGUAUUGAUAUUUCUUCCCCAAUUUCAAAUUUAUUAUCAAAUGAAUCUGAUACUGAAUGUGCAGAUAAAUCUUGUCAAAAUACACCACAUAAACGAAUUCGUGAAGAAGCUGAGAUAUGCUAUCUUCAAACAGCAGAACGUCAAUUAAAUAAUUAUAAUCGUGCAUUAAAAAAACAAAAAAUAUAUCAAAUAAAUGAUAUAGUUGGUUUAAAAAUUGCCAAUGUAGAUCGAUCAAAUAUGGCACCAUCUAUUUUGCCAUGUAGAGUAAUCCAAGUACUUGCAAGUGAAGAAUCUUUAAAUACGACCUAUAAAGUAGCUACUUUAUAUGGAGUUAUUUCUGACUCAUUUUCAUCUUCUGAUUUUACUGACUUAUCUCAAACUGUAUCAGCAGAAUUACGACAAUUAGACAUUAAAACGUUAUCAUCUAUUACCUUUAUUCAAGCUUGUCAAAAAUUAACACAUUAUAAAUCAAAUCAAGUAUGCAAAUGUGUCGGUACAUGUGACACAAAUCGAUGUCCAUGUAAGAAACAAUCUAUAAAAUGUUGUAGUAAAUGCCAUCGUGGCAAAUGUACUUUAUGUCAAAACUACAUCUAA
Molecule: messenger RNA, 1662 nt
Organism: Adineta steineri
Lineage: Eukaryota; Metazoa; Rotifera; Eurotatoria; Adinetida; Adinetidae
Source: the annotation of a GenBank genome assembly